This is a messenger RNA of Pieris rapae (cabbage white), 1871 nucleotides long. It is a transcript of the gene aop, whose product is annotated as ets DNA-binding protein pokkuri. The transcript is spliced from 5 exons. Gene Ontology annotation, molecular function: sequence-specific DNA binding; DNA-binding transcription factor activity, RNA polymerase II-specific. Gene Ontology annotation, cellular component: nucleus. Gene Ontology annotation, biological process: cell differentiation; regulation of transcription by RNA polymerase II. The coding region runs from base 282 to 1715 and encodes 477 amino acids. NCBI's taxonomy places the organism in Eukaryota, Metazoa, Arthropoda, Insecta, Lepidoptera, Pieridae. The record is from RefSeq and is a predicted model, not a curated record.
CGCCGCCACCGCAUCAUCAGUUCGCGUCGAAGACUUGAUCGUGACGCUUGUCUGCGAAGUCGUUCCCUCAGAUACGCUGCUGGUUUACGGAGUGCCGUAACACGACACGUUUGGAGGGACUACCGCUGCUACGCGUGUGCUGUGCUCUUGUGAACAUUGGAUAUUGUGAUUUUCUGUGUGGUGAUAAUGCGUACGUGCUAAAACUACUAAUUGUUGCCAAGCGCCUCUUAGGAUUUUUUGACGACGCAACCAGUUCCGGAUCAGCUCAGCCGAUUGUCGUAAUGAAAGUUGUUAGUUUGCAAUUGCCAUCGGGACCUAGUAUGGAGCGGCUCCCGCUACCAUUUAGUCCAACGGAACUCCUAUGGCGAUACCCAUUACCAUGGGCACCCCCACCUCUUUCUCCUCUCGGUGACGCCAAGGCUCAAUUGCCUGCUGGGCUCCCUCCAGAACCCAGAUUAUGGACAAGAGAAGACGUAGCAGUCUUCUUGAAAUGGUGUGAAAGGGAAUUUGAUUUACCAAAUUUCGACAUGGAUCUCUUCCAAAUGAAUGGUAAAGCAUUGUGCUUAUUAACCAAAACAGAUUUAGGAGAACGUUGCCCUGGAGCCGGAGAUGUUUUGCAUAAUGUACUGCAAAUGCUUGUCAGAGAUGCCGCUAUUUUAGGCAGAGUUCCCUCAUCCCCUGUCACACCGACAGCUCGUAAUGCCCCAUAUCCACCUUCUCCACACUCUCACCCACCAACUCCAACGUGGGCAGUUGCUGACAGCUUCCACCACUUCCAUAGCGCUGCUGCUGCGGCGGCCGCACAACCAAACUCUGUUACCUUAAGUCCAGCGCCAUCCGUUGAUAGCUCAGGAAGCCCGCAACGUGGCGAAACCAUCAGUUAUGCACCAUCCUACGCACCUCCGGUUCCCACGCAAAACGGAAGUUCUGGGAGUAACCCAUCGGAUUCCGAUGAAGAUGCGAAGUUCGCACCGCCUCCCCAUUCGCCGAAGGACGCUUUACCCAGCCCUGCACCGCAAAAUCAUGCGGCGCCGCAACAUUCUCAUUUCCGGACUCAACACCGAGAAUUCUUCCCCAACGAUAUGCCUGAAUCUAAUACAAAUGGAAGACUUUUAUGGGAUUUCCUUCAGCAACUACUGAAUGAUCCAACACAAAGAUACACAAACUACAUAGCAUGGAAAAACAGAGACACUGGUGUGUUCAAAAUUGUCGAUCCUGCUGGACUUGCUAAACUUUGGGGAAUUCAGAAGAAUCACUUGUCAAUGAACUACGACAAGAUGUCUCGAGCACUGCGCUACUACUAUCGUGUCAAUAUCUUACGCAAAGUGCAAGGAGAGCGACAUUGUUACCAGUUUCUCAGGAAUCCUACAGAACUUAAGAACAUCAAAAACAUAUCUUUACUACGCCAACAAAUGAGCCCGACACGUGUGGCGCAACAGCAGCAGCCACAACAACAGUCUGUGGUAAAGGCUGAAAUGAAAGAAGAACGUUGUGAUGACGACCAUGUCGAAGAAGAUAUGCCCACAGAUCUGAGUAUGAGCGCAACAGAACCUUGGCGGAAACGGCCGCGGUCCGACCCGGCACCUGUCAUCCCAUCACAUGACAAACAUUAUAUUAGUACCCUUAUUGGCGAUAAUAUGAUGAUGAAACAAGAAUCUGAUUAUAACUCAGAAUACUAUGCGCUUAAUCUUAAAAGUGAAAAAUGCGAACAAUGACUUGUGACAAAAAAAUGGACACGGUGUGAAGUGAUUAUAAAGUGAAACAACUCCACCCGAUAUAUUUCUAGUCAAAUUUCUCUCGGUACAGUUAAUUUCAGUCUUCCCAUUAUACCUACAUUUACAAAUGUUCAUUAAAUUAACUGAGAGUGCUUU